UUCCCAAAAGUUAUGAGCAACGACGUAAAAGAUCUUGUGAACAGAGUUUUAGUAAUUGACGUAUCAAAAAGACUGGGAUGCAUGAAAAAUGGCGCAAUCGAUGUUAAAAAACAUAAAUGGUUUUCAAAUAUGAAUUGGUAUGGCCUAUAUCAUAAAAAGGUU
Molecule: messenger RNA, 162 nt
Organism: Helobdella robusta
Lineage: Eukaryota; Metazoa; Annelida; Clitellata; Rhynchobdellida; Glossiphoniidae
Exons: 1
Source: RefSeq, a predicted model, not a curated record